Salmo salar (Atlantic salmon) is the source of this 2758-nucleotide messenger RNA. RefSeq names its product heparan sulfate glucosamine 3-O-sulfotransferase 1. The record is from RefSeq and is a predicted model, not a curated record. NCBI's taxonomy places the organism in Eukaryota, Metazoa, Chordata, Actinopteri, Salmoniformes, Salmonidae. Gene Ontology annotation, molecular function: [heparan sulfate]-glucosamine 3-sulfotransferase activity.
UCGCUCUGACAAUCAGCGGAAUCACACUCAACACCACACUCUCACUCACUCACUCUUUUUGAAACAGAGGCAGAGACACACACACAUCUCCUCAGUGUAACGCGGGGCAAGCACACCACAAACAGCAGAGAAUAGGAAAGAGGAAGAAAAGGAAGGAAAUAAAGGAGGAGAAAGGGAAAACAUUGAAUGGAGUUAUCUAACACUUAGAUUUUCUCAGAGGCUUUGAAAGGAGAACAGACACAGAGGAGUUGAGAGAAAAGGAAAAGAGGAGGAAGACAGAGGCAACCCUAGACACAGGUCCAGUGUCACAGUGACUCAGGCUCUUCACUGAAGACCCCUGGAUCCUGAACCCAUUUCACCUAGGAGCCCCUACCCCCACCCUCCUCCUCGCCCGAGCCCCACAGCCUGUGGGUAUCUUUCUGUACCUGUGUGUAUGUACCUCCCCCCUCCUCAUCCUCCCAACUCCAGAGCCCAUAGUCCACCAUGCUGUGGACUGUUCUCCUAGCCCUGCUGGUUCUCCUCCUACUGCAGACCCAGCUAUGUGUCUGUCUACGGGUGCUCAGAGUUGCCGGCUAUUCCUCCCCCUCAUCCUCCCCCUCUCGUAAUGCCACCAAGCAGCGACUACCUGGAGCCAUCAUCAUUGGCGUGCGUAAAGGUGGCACCAGGGCCCUCCUGGAGAUGCUCAACCUCCAUCCGGACGUAGAGGUGGCCAAGGCAGAGGUGCACUACUUCAACGUGGAAGAGCACUACCAGCGGGGGCUGGCGUGGUAUCGUUCCCAGAUGCCCUUCACCCUGCCUGGGCAAGUGACGGUGGAGAAAACCCCUGGCUACUUUGCCUCUCCCCAGGUCCCUCAGCGGGUCUGGGAGAUGAACCCUGCUGUCCGACUCCUGCUGAUCGUCCGGGACCCCGCUGAGCGCCUCGUCUCCGACUACACCCAGGUCCUCCAUAAUAGGGUGACCCGUCACAAGCCCUACAAGUCUCUAGAAGAGCUGCUGCUCCGCCAGGGCCACAUUGUCCCGGCCUACAAAGCCCUGCAGAGGAGUCUGUACCACCAACACCUGGACCGCUGGCUGGAUGUCUUCCCCAGGGAGCAGGUCCAUGUGGUGGACGGAGAGGCCCUCAUCAGAGACCCCUUCCCAGAGCUCCAGAGGGCGGAGAGGUUCCUGGACCUGCUGCCCCGCAUCACUCCCUCCAACUUCUACUUCAACACAACUAAAGGUUUCUACUGCCUCCUCUCUGCCGGGGGCCAUGACAAGUGUCUGGAUGAGUCCAAGGGCAGGCCCCACGCUCCUCUCAGCUCCCGGGCCUUCAGGAAGCUCUGCCGAUACUUCAAAGAACCCAACCGCCUGUUCUUUGAAAUGGUGGGACGUUUCUUCUCCUGGUGCUGACUGUGCAUCAAGAAACAAAAGGCCCUUUAUUGCUCUGAUACCACCUUUAAUGGGACAGAGAGAGGGGACAGACAGGGCCAACUGGAGAUAUUGGCCAUAAUAGCAAAGAUUUGGGAUGCCUUUGAAAUGGUUACCUGUUCCCUAUGUAGUGCACUACUUUUGGGCAGAGUGGGUACCAUUUAGAAUGUAAUCUUAGAGAUGCUUAGAGACACUAAGAGCAGGUCAACAGUGAAAGGACAUGGGCCUGUGUGAAGUUACUGUUGAUUGAUUGGACGGAUAGAUAGAUUGGUGUGUUGACUGUCAGGUAGGUGGGUGGAUGGGAUGAAUGGACGAAUAGAUUGGUGUGCAGACUGUUGAGUGUGCGGAUGGAUUAAUUGAUAUGUUAAUUGAAGGGUGUGGGUGGAUGAAUUGACUGAGAGAUGAAAGGAUAAAAGCACGGAUGCACACAGACGAUUUUAAAGAUCUUUAGAGGUGUUACGUUUUGAAUGUUCUCAAUUCUCUUACUGUCAAUGAGCUGAACCAAGCCAGGCCUGGGAGUGAAAAGCACAACAAGGAUAGACUGUAUAAGAUAACUCUCACUGAGGGACACUAUUUCUAACUACCCAUAGAAAUAGAUGAUGGGUACAUUCAAUAUGGCAGCCGGUCCACCCAUCAUGGAACAUUGACUUGAAUGGGAAUGUCCAUUCUAAUGAUUUGUUUUUUUUUAUGGUACUACCUGCUGGAGAACAUGAACUGAAGUGCCCAUUCUCUAAUACUGUAUGCCUGGUGGUCCUAAUACCACCUGAUCAUGACUCUUGCUGGUGCCUGUCAUCGUUGGCCUUGGUUGCACAAACUGGAAUGUAAUCGAGUGUAAGAAAAUAACUACAAUAAACUGUACCAUACAAUUGUAUCGUGAACAAUCAAGUUAAAAACAAAUCUUGUCAUUUUGAUGGUCAUUAAAAUGAGUUUCAGAGCAGAUACCAUUGGAGGAAAUGUAUAAGUGUACAGAAAAUAGAGGGUAGAAGAAUGUUUUGAAAUUAGAUGGGGCUUAUUGUUGCACUAUAACUGAAUGCUUAAUUGCAUAAAAGGUAAGUCCAUCUGUAGAUCUACUGUACCAAUAUGAAGCUAUUUCAAACCGAGUCUGAUGAUUUAGACUGCUUACCAUUUUCACAAAAUUGAUUACCAAUAUAAAAAGUAUGCCUGUGAGCUAAAAUAAUGUCCUCAUUUAGAUAAUCAUGUGUACUUAUCUUGUUAUUAUUCUUUCAAAUGUUCAAUAGAAAUGUAUAUUUUUGGGAUUGUUGAAUUUAGAUUUUAAGGUGUUUGAGCUGUAAUGCAUUGUAAAUAUGUUUUCUAAAAUCUUCUUCAAUAAAUAUGUACUGGUGUACUUUAA